Molecule: messenger RNA, 7510 nt
Organism: Pocillopora meandrina
Lineage: Eukaryota; Metazoa; Cnidaria; Anthozoa; Scleractinia; Pocilloporidae
Source: the annotation of a GenBank genome assembly
AUGUCCACCUCUGACAUGGAAAAUGUGGAUGAAAACAAGAGUAGUGAUCAUCAGAACAGAAAACAUGGCCCUCUACCUUUGGCUGAGAUUUCAGUUUAUUGGGUUGUGUGGAUUUCUUUGUUAUCAUGUGCCAUGUACAGCAUUUACAAAGCUUCUGAAGGUGACCAAAGCAUAGCUUAAAAUAGUUCUGUUGCUAAGAAGUACAUUUGUUCAGAGAUGGACAUGACAUUUAUUUCAUUAUAUUUCUAUAAUUUAGGAAACCAAACAACUCAGGCAUUCAUUGCUGUAGAAAAUACCCAGCAUAACCCUUCAGUAAUUUUAGAGGGAAGAAUUAUUUGAAACCAUUAUUACUUAAAGGCAUUUGAUGAAAUAAAAAUACAAUUUCUCUGGAAUUAUGUGUACUUCAUUUGGCCUUUUUGGUCGAUAUACUUGAUGCAUUAAUUUACAUCUUGACCAAUAAUUGACCAAUAUGCUGACUCGUAGUCAGCCAAUAUGUGGCCAGUAGUAGAGCAAUGGUCCGCUGAUAUUUGACCAACAUUAGUAGACAUCUCAACUGAGACAUCAAGGGACUUGAGUAUCAGUUGAGCAUCUGUCAGCCACUGGCCAACUGACUGUGGGCCUGAGCUACUAAUGAGAAGUCUUCUUUUUAUGAUAAAAGUUUUAAAUUUUUCCUAUAUAUUUUUUUUAUCUCAGUCAUGUUUGAAAGCAAGAGAAUUAAAGCUUCUAGACAACCUUUAACUAGUUUUGAUGAUUUCAUGUGUUGAAAUCCAAACUGAAGGAGCCAAUGGUGGUCUUUCUCAAGCAAGAUAUCAAUUUUUUUUUGAAAUAACUAUCUUACGAUUCAAUGGCUCUGAGAAAUCAUAAACUCCAUAAACUCUUGAGUGGCAAUUAAAAAGAUUUUCUCUCAAAUCUUUACAGACUAUAAAGAUGAGAUUUAUGCAGAUGACCUACAGGAGGGAUGGAAAUUUAUUGGAAGAAAAAAGGUUAGACAUCCCAGUUAUUAAUACUUGGCCUGAUUAUCAACCACUGGCACAGUCCAUCAUGGGAAUGAGUCAUCAGUGACAAAAAACUAAAAACCGCAUGAACUUCUUUUCCCAGUGUUAAUCAGACAAUAUUUAUUUUUUGUCACUGAUUAUUUCUGAUGUGCGUACUACAGACCAGGCUGAGAAAUUGAGCCUUCUCCCUGUUUAGUUCUUCUUACACUGUCUAUACGUCAUCUAGAAAACAUGUAGAUUGUUGUAGUGAUGUAACACCAAAUUCUCUUAACAAAUUUACAAGAAAAUGUGUAGCAGCUGGGAGGGAGAAUUAGAAAUUAGAUUUUGGGAGUUAAAGGACUGAUAAGUUUUGUAUCUUUUCUGUCUGUGCUCCUUCCAUUUGUUUAGGGAAUGUUGUAUGAUCUGCUAAUUUUUUUGCUUGUUUGCUUUAUUGUUGGCAGGAUGUGACUGAUUUUGAGUGGGAAUUUUGGAUAAGUGCAAUAAAAUCCUUGAUGCCUGCCAUGUUGGUUCACAUGCUUGGAGGACUCUUUUUCUCAAGAUUUAUUCCACAGGUGAAAUGUGAAAGAGCUCUUUUUUUUUCUUGAAUCUACUCAAUCUCAUGGAAAUGAAAUUUAAUUUUUACCAAGUCUAGUAGCAAUUUCCCAGAUGAAAAAGCCACAUCAUGGAAUUUCAGUAGUAUUUUUCACUUUACCUUCAGUAUUAGGGAAACCUUAAAAUAUCAGUGUGAUAUCAGGAAAAUUAAACAAAAAGGAAUGAGAAGGGCUGAGAAUUGCCAAGAUUAGCACAGAUGUGUUAAUCAUGAACUUUAAAAGAAAAUUUGCUUAAUUUUUCAAGAUGCAUAAACAAUGUUGAGCUUCUUGGAACAAGUUAACAGAGAACACCCAGUUCAUAACCUUUUAUUUUCUAUUAUUCAUGAAAGUAGAGGUGAGCAGUACUUGCUAAUCAUUUCUGAACAAGCCAAUCAGUGCGUGCAAAAAGCACUAUUCAUCUGUGUGGUGUAUGCUCAUGAACAACUACUCAUUGAAGGGGAGCUGGCUAGUGGUGGAUAUUAGGGACCUUUAGCUCUCAGAACAGCAAUGCCAAGGGAGAUGUCAAUUAAAAAAUGAUUCAUGUUUCUUGUUAGAAUUUUGCAAAUGGCUGGAUGUGUUUACUGUCUCUUAUGGCAUCAUACCUCAAUUUCUGCAUAAUGUAUGUGAGCAGUGUUGAUUAUUCAAAUGGAAACUUAAUAAAUUUGCUGUCAUGGUUUCUGUUAUCAGUCUGAGAAAACUUAAAUUUUGGUUAUUUCAUGUUGUUGUUUUGCAGAGGACGGCUAAGAAAUGUACAAAGUUUUAAAACACUUGCGCUCAACUGUUGUUAUGCCCAAUAGAUCUCCUGUUUUGCCAUGCCUGUGUUGCCAUCGCAGACGUGGUUUGCUUGAGGUCCCUACCUCCUCAACUGCCACUUUCCUCUUUCACCAAAGGGUGUGUUGGAGAGGUUGUAAUUUAUAUAGAAUUAACUAAUGUGUUUGUCUUUAUCUUUUUAGCUCAAACCACUGUAUUGCCUUGCCUUUGCCUUAUCAUUUCUACUUUAUAUCACCAGCCUCAAACCAGUUUUGUUCAUGGUUGGACAUUGCCUGCUUGUUUAUGCCUCUUGUUUCAUGUUCAAGUCAAUCAUUGCCAUGUGGAUCUGCUCUCUUGGUAUUGUUCUCUCUCUACAGAUACACUCAGUAAGAAUGUGGCAGGUAAGAAACUUCAGAUCAAUGUCAGUAUCUGAGUAAAUGCAUACUUACCCCUCCCCUGACCCAACAUAAAUUCUAACUAUUUAUCAGUUGACUUGGUUACUGGGUCAGGGGAGGGGUAAGUGUGCAGUUGCUCAGACAAGGACAUUGAUCUGUAAAUUCAAAUGUCUGUGUCUAAUUUUUGUUGUUAUGUUAAUUUGGGUCUUGUUGAUGGUGUUGGAGCUGUCCAGUUUCUUUCAAACAAUUUAUUUUUCAAGUAUAAUUUUAUAAUGAUUUAAGAGAAUCAGAGCUCAUGGUCUCACGGGUAAUUUUAAUAAGACUGUUUGAAAGAUGACGCGGGAAACGGAGAAAUCUGACAGCAAACAAACUUGAAGUUUCUAUUCUCGAGGGUAGUGUAUACACAUCAACAAGGUUGAAAGCGUGCGCCCUGUGUGGAGUUAGGAAAGAAAAGUGUCGCAAAUUUUUCUUCAUUUUGAUUUGUAACGAGAAAUUUCUUCCUUAUUUUCGUUUCUCCAGAUUAAUCCUCUGAGUCCAAUCGGAGAGAUAAAAAAUUUUACAUUAUUUGUAUGCAUGAUGGGAAAUCUCCGCUGCAUAAGCUUUGGAAUGGAAUAUUGCUGGCGAUCACGUGAGAUGGAAAAAGACAAACCCCUAAAGCAGUAUUCGCUUAUAGACCUGCUGGUCUAUAACUUUUAUUUGCCGUUAUUUGCCAAUGGUCCUGUUGUCGACUUCGAUACUUUUCAGAGGACAGUAAGUGGUUUUUGUUAAUUGUAAUACAAGUCCUAAAGCCUUUGUUUAUACAUUGAUUACCAGCACAACGCUCCUGCUUAAUAGAAUCGAUUCUCUAGAUUACCUCGCCAGCCUGUUGUUCCUAGAGCCCGUGCCCUUCAAAGUUGUCUUAUUGGCUUCAAACUUAAACCUUGGUAUGACUUGCUGAGUUAUACUGUUCUGCAUUCUAGCAUUUUCAGUUUGUCCUGUAACCUAAUUAUGUUUUGCUCUUAAACCGCUUUUCAAUCAGGUGUCUUUAAACCAAACCACUUGUAGCAAUGCUGUGGUUUUCUAUAAAAGGGUGCAAGUACUUCUGUAUGGCAUCUUUAUACAGUUUAUUUACAUUUUUAUGUUUCUCAUACAUGCAUUCUCGUAUUCCGUAGUUUUAUCAACCGUACAGGCCGUUUACUAGAGAAGAGGUAAAAUCCCUUCUAUGGGGAACAGCACGCACCCUAUUCUGGUACUUUUUCCUAGAGUGCUAUUUACACUUUAUCUACUCGACGGCCUUUACUCAAGACCCUCGCUUAUUUAGUGCCUUGGACAAUUGGGCCCUGUGUGGGAUCAUGUACUCUCAGCUACACAUCUUUCUUGUUAAGUACAAGGUGUUCUACCGCUGUACAACCUUGCUGGCGGAGGUCGAUAGAAUCGAAGUUCCUUUACUUCCCAGAUGUGUCACGACACUAUACCUCUUUACUGAUAUGUGGAAGUAAGUAGCUUUGUGUCCUUUCGCCACUUCGCUCUCACGACUGGGAAAUUGAAUACUUUUGAGUGUGAAGGCUUCACAGGACAGCAAGCAUGAGAACGACAGAAAGGGGAGAGGUGCGUCACACGCGUGACACGAUAGAAAGCACACUACACGAUUGUGUACAGCAGGUAUAGAGCGCGCUCUUGGUGGAGAUUAUCAAAGAAGAUUAACACUUUUCCAGAAUGGAAUACCAUGGCGAAUGUAACACUCAUUUAGAACAGUGCGCAGAAAUUGCGAAUUAAGUCGAGGAAGCAGAUUGUUUUCCUGCUCAACUUUCCGUAAAUUUAUUAAUGACACCAUCAUUCUUACACUGUGAUUUUUCACGGUUUCUUUAUCGGCUUCAAAUUUUCAGAUUUAAUAAUCAGUUACAAACUUUUUCGCUCAUCCUUCACCUGGAGGCAACGGUUUGGAUUGUCGGUGAGAAACUGAAAGUAGCUCUUGAAUAAAGAGAAGAGAUUAAAAUUUUACCAAUCCAGCGUUCCAAUCGGUAAAUCUUGGAGCUAUGCAGAAACAAACCAUGAGAACAGACCCAAAAUUUCCCCAUCCUUUGACUUUACUACUACUGAUAGGGGAAUCGUCUAAAUCUCGUAGAAACAAACCAUCUCUCAAGAGUAUUCUAUAAUUACAAUGUAAUGGUUUCACAAUGUCUUCCGUUUUGUUCAACUUCACAGAUACUUCGACAGGGGUCUUAAUUUCUGGAUGAAAAGGUCAGUAAUUUUCUAUUGAACGUCCAUAUUCAAGUACUGAUAAUCAAGCUGCACUAUUAAGUGUCAGAGCAGAUGAAGGAAGGAAAGCAGAAUGGCCGAGUGGUUAGGGCGCCGGGCUUGUAAUCUGGUGGUUCCAGGUUCAUGCCCUCCACCCCGUCACUCACUGGAUUGUUCUCAGUUGCCCCGUGCUCGAUGCUUUGGCUGCGCUUUGGGAUUUACAAACACGGUGUUCAUGUACGUCACUAAUUUGUUUGUAUUGACUGAAAAGCUCCAUUGGGGGAGCGGUCAGUGAAUGUUAUUAUUAUUAUUAUUAUGAUUAUGUUAAAAAUCUGACAUACGAUAAGGUUGUUGUCGUGGGUUUGAAGGACCUUCAUUAGCUAGCUUUCUUUGUCAUUCUCAACUUAAGCUUCGUCGCUGAUGAAUAAAGCGAGCGCGGUUGUCAAUGAAAGAUUGUCAAAAUAGAUGCUGCUUUCACUGUGCAUCGUGUGUAUUGAUAGGCAUUCUAUGGUUUGUUGCAGAUAUAUUUACAUACCUCUGGGAGGGUCCCGCACAGGUGUUUUUCGUCAAAUUGUAGCUUCGUUUUCCGCUUUUGCCUUUAUAUGGCUGUGGCAUGGCGCGCAUGCGCACACGGUAUGGUGGUUCAUCCCUAAUUGGAUUGGAGUUGUGGUAGAAUCUAUGGCAGGCAUUGUGUUAAAGCUUCCUUCUGUCAGACGAUUGGAGGUGGGUAUAUUUGCGUUCGAAUGAAAUCUCGAUUAAAGUGAUUACUUCAAGCUUCUUUUGAAAACGGUCCAAUUCCACUUGGAAGAGGGUCUCAAUUGGGCGAUGGCUUUUACGGCUAAUGGUUAAUAUCUUUCUAUUGUGGUCACGAGAAAUUUUUUUACGGUUAACUUUUGACCGUUAUGACUAUCGGUUGUGUGAAUUUUUUACGCCUAACGUCUAAAUGUUAUGGCCGCUUAUCAGUUGGGACCCUUUUGGAAACCCAUUAGUACUCAGUUACAGAGCUGCUCCUGUUCACUGGAUGGUACCGUAGCGUGAAGUGCCAGUAAGGGCUUGUCAUAAUGCAACGUAAUAAAAAUGCUGUAUGUCUGUUCCAGCAUCAGUAAAAUUAAUUUCAUGGAUAGUCUUAACUUGCUAUCUUCAGACGCGAUUCUCUAUCGGUUAUCAUACCCAAUGGCCUCCAUCGCGGCUGUUAUAACACAUUUCAUGCUUUUAGUUCCAGCCGUUUGGUUUCUUUCCUUUUCAGGACAAGCUUUCUCCAGCAGCAUCCCGCCGAAUUCGCGCCAUGUUUGGUGUUGUGACUGUGUCCUGCUUGAUUCUAAGUAACCUAGUGUUUUUGAGUGGAUCCGAACCCAUUUGGUUUUACAUCAAGAGAAUGUUAUAUUUCGGUAUGUUCAAAAAAAAAAACAUAGUAAACUUCUCUUUAAUGUUAUAAUUAUUGCCUAAUUUGCUGUUUAAAUCUAGUAUCUUAAGCUAAAUUUUCCGAGAUAAUCAUGGUUUUUGGUCCGUGACAUAAAGAAUUAGGAAAAAGUUUCGUUGCCGUUCCCGUUCUUUAGGAUUCGAAACAUUUGGUUUUUGUUGUGCUGCGUAAGACGACAAAAUUUGCUAAGGGGACAGGGGAUACGGCAAGCGAUGUGGUCCUUAUACGGUACUUUGAUAACUGAAAACUCUCGUGUUAUUUCAUGUAGCCUAAUUGUAAUUUCUUUUUCUUUAGGUUGGCCCUCGUCAACUCUUCUGAUACUUUUCACCAUGUACCUCGUUGUACAAACAAAUAUGGAACUCAACCGACACAUAUCCAAGUGGUGAUGGAACUAAUUUUGAAUGAAACUUAUGGUUAUCGGGGAAUGGUGUUUUUGCGUCUUGUCACGAGCGUGAAACAAAGAAAAAAAAUCUGAGUCCCCAUGAGGAAUCGAACCUCAGACCUUCGAAUACCGCACUGCGAUGCUCUACCACUGAGUCACAGAGACUCUGCGGUGAGCGAGGUCUAUUAUGAAGGUCGUAUGACACGCGUCCUGCAUAUUGCUAGGAUCAGCAUGUGUCGAUAACAUCAUGUUUGUAAAUAGAUUAAGAGAGAUGGUAAGUUUUUAGCUCGACAAAAAGAAACAGAGAAGUUAUUAUGGUUAUUAAUGAUUCAAAAACAUAGUAUGAUUUGUUAUGAUAAAUUGAUGACAGAAAAUAUAACUUCUCGUAUGUUAUUGUUUCAUGCUUAGAAACAGUGACAUUAACAUUUUGGAAAAUUUAUUCUGGAAAACCUAUGAAAUAGGAAUGAAUAAAGUACUGUAUACUUCGUGAUUAUUUUUUUUUUAGCAAAGCAAAAGCAAACCUCUGGCCAUUCCCCGCAAGGUUUAGAAGUGUUACACUCGUUUUGGUGAAGCACAGUUCUCAAUAUUAGAGGGCCUUAAGUUCAUUAUAUUAAUUUCUAACGCUUGUUUACGGUUUGUUUAAGAGGAAAGUGAUUUAAUUGGUUAUGGAUUAAGUCCAUUUUUUCACGUAGUGUCGUUUCGAUGGCCCACUUCGUUGGUUGUCUUCUGGUUAGUUUUCAUACAAUCGUCUGUAUCUUCUCGCUAUUAUUCAGUAAAGCAGU